This is a messenger RNA of Cavia porcellus (domestic guinea pig), 2262 nucleotides long. RefSeq names its product peroxisomal biogenesis factor 11 alpha (gene Pex11a). Gene Ontology annotation, biological process: peroxisome fission. The coding region runs from base 105 to 845 and encodes 246 amino acids. Gene Ontology annotation, cellular component: peroxisomal membrane. The transcript has 3 exons. The record is from RefSeq and is a predicted model, not a curated record. Lineage: Eukaryota; Metazoa; Chordata; Mammalia; Rodentia; Caviidae.
GCUCCGCCCCCUGGUGUUCUCUGGGCUCUGACACUCCCAGGGGAUCGCGGUGUCCCAGAGGACCGGCGACCGAGUCUGCCCCUUGUGGCCUUGGGUCUGGGGCCAUGGAUUCUUUCAUCCGCUUUACCAACCAGACCCAGGGCCGGGACCGACUCUUCAGAGCCACUCAGUACACAUGCAUGUUGCUUAGAUAUUUGUUAGAGCCCAAAGCUGGCAAAGACGUGCUAAUGAAGCUCAAGAAACUGGAGUCCAGUGUGAGCACUGGCCGUAAAUGGUUCCGGCUAGGCAAUGUGGUCCAUGCUGUCCAGGCGACCGAGCAGAGCACCCACGCCACUGACCUAGUGCCGUGCUUAUGUCUGACAUUAGCCAACCUGAACCGUGUGGUUUAUUUCAUCUGUGACACCGUCCUGUGGGUGAAGAACGUUGGUCUCGCCUCUGGUAUCAGCAAAGAGAAGUGGCAGAUGCGGGCUGCCCGCCACUACUGCUUCUUCCUCCUGCUGAGCCUGGUCAGGGACCUGUAUGAAAUCUCCCUGCAGAUGACCCAGGUGGCGCACGAAAGGGCAAAGGAAGGGCAAUCGACAUGCAGGGAUCCUCCGAGGCGCAGCGUGGCUGACGAGGAGACCGAGUGGCUCCAGACCUUUCUUCUUCUCUUAUUCCGAUCUCUGAAGCGACAUCCUCCUUUGCUCCUGGAUACGGUGAAGAACUUCUGUGACAUCCUGAUCCCUUUGGACCAGCUGGGGAUCUACAAGUCCAACGCUGGCAUCAUUGGGCUUGGGGGUCUCGUGUCCUCGGUCGCAGGCAUGAUCACUGUGGCGUAUCCUCACAUGAAGCUGAAGAUCCGCUAGGGCGGCUGCAGGCCGAGCUCCCGGGUGACGUCUCAGUGGAACGGGCAUUGGCAUUCGUCACAGACCGUGUCACCUGUGAUAAAGUGUUUGUCCACAUGAAUGUUUAGUGACCUAUAAUGUGAGCAGGUGAGGGCAAGAACAGAGCACAGACACCACGUGUUUAUGAAGUGCUACCUCUGAAUAUGUUCCCUUCAUCCAACAUUUCCUUUGCAUCUCUUGCAUACUAGAGCCUAGUGUCCAAGGAGAGCAUAAAAACUGAAAAAUAAUUGGAAAAAACCUAAGAAGUGAACACUUCACGUGUAGUGUGGGUGGGGUUAUGUGGAUCAUUGUUUCUUGAGCACCGACUGCUGGGAUCUGACGUCCCGCCCCUUGAUUAUUACCCCGUCCUCAUAGAUGUUGGAGGAGGGCAUUGGUGAGCUGGGCUGGAGCCCCCUUUUCCCGCUGGCCCAGACCGUCUCUGCUGGUUGUCAUCAGUGUGUCCAGAAGAGACUCUGAACCUAGUCGGGCACCUUCGUGGUGUAGCGGUGUCUGUGGACCGAAGUCUCAGUGAUACAGUAAGUAGGAAUCAGGAGUAGGUGAAAGGGAGCUGAGGGGGACGUAGGCGGAAGGUCACAGCAGGGCCUGUUGUGUGGCCUGUGGCAGAUAAGGAAAUUGACCUGCAAAACAAACCUGAGGCCCCUGGCCUGCGAAGAGGCCGAGGCUUCAGGACCCUGACCUUUUACCUCUUGGCUCCCCAAGUUUGGAACCCUUAUUAAGGGUUUAUAUUCCAUUGCACAAAAAUUUAAAUCAUCUAAAUUUAUCCAGAUUGUUUAUAUUUUAAACUUUGUAACAGUGUGGGUGAUUCUACAUUAAUUUUCAAGAAAAUUCAUGCAGUUAAAAGUUUCAUGAGUGUUCUGUGAACAGAGAAGGUGAAUUUUCCGUGAUGAAUCAGACUUCUGAUUCCUAGAGUAACUGGGGAGAGGGGAAGGGCAGUCGGGCCAGUGAGGGACACGGACACUGGAAUGGGGACAUUUGCCUGUACUCCUUCCCGUCUGGGGGUCGGGUGGUUCUUUGUGAUUUCAAGUCCUUUUGCUUGAAGGAUGUGAGGUGGACGUGGUGGGCCAGCAGCAGAGGCUGAUGUCCGCGCCACCAAGAAAGCCACAGUCACAUUUGUCCUACGGGAGACGAGGAAAGGAGUAUGCACUGAUUCAGUUUCCAUAAAUGUGAUUGAGAUUCUUGAAAAGUAGACUCAAGUCCUUGGUACUCUGUUUUUGAAGUAAUCACGAACUGUGAAUUUGUAAAAGAAAUGCUGUGGGAGGAGUUUUUGAAAACUGAAGGCUGCUAGAGCAGGGCUCGUAAGGUUUGAAUAACUCUUUUGCCCUUGUUCAGACCCUCUAUGUGAGAUUAAUUAUGUUUAAUAAAUUUUCCACAAAGCUGA